Oryza brachyantha (malo sina) is the source of this 1546-nucleotide messenger RNA. Its product is annotated as protein DMP2-like. Lineage: Eukaryota; Viridiplantae; Streptophyta; Magnoliopsida; Poales; Poaceae. The coding region runs from base 260 to 934 and encodes 224 amino acids. The record is from RefSeq and is a predicted model, not a curated record. The transcript has a single exon. Gene Ontology annotation, biological process: endomembrane system organization.
UUCUUGUUGCUUGUUGUAAGUUAUAACUGCUCCUACCCCACGUAUACGUAAUACUAGCCAUAUAUAAAAGGGCAGGCAACAAACCCACACGCCACCGUCCAAACCUUUAUAUCGCACCUCGUGCAAAAGAAAAGAGAAAAAAAAAACAUAGUACCUCGUGAGAUCUGUCUACUGCAAACACAAGAUCUCUCUCUCGAUCGGUCACCCAGCUCAACGAUCCAUUGAUCAUUCAAUCAAUUUGCAGUUUUGUAUACGGCACAUGGAUCCUAAUGCUGUGCAUGUCCAAAUGCCGGCCGAUGACCUCGAAGCGUGCUGUGGCGAUGAUAAGAAGCAGCCACAGGAGAUCAUCGCCGAGCACGCGGCCGUUAGGCCGAUCCGGCCACCGGUGGAUAAGACACUAUCGGGCGCGUCAGACCUGCUGAAACUCCUGCCGACGGGCACGGUGCUGGCGUUCCAGGCUCUGGCGCCGUCCUUCAGCAACCACGGUGUCUGCCACGCCGCAGCCAACCGGUACCUUGUCCUGGCGCUCAUCUGCGCUUGCGCGGCCUCCUGCGUGCUCCUCUCCUUCACGGACAGCCUUGUCGGCCGCGACGGCCAGCUCUACUACGGCGUGGCCACGCUCCGCGGGUUCCGCCCUUUUAACUUCGCCGGCACGCGGGACGAGCGGGACGCCGUGUUCAAGGACCUGUCCAGGUUCAGGAUCACGGCGCUCGACUUCGUCCACGCCUUCUUCUCGGCGUUGGUGUUCAUGGCCGUCGCCUUCGCCGACGCGGCCGUGCAGACGUGCCUCUUCCCGGACGCUGGGCCAGACAUGAGAGAGCUGCUGGUGAACCUACCGCUUGGAGCUGGGUUCCUGUCCAGCAUGGUGUUUAUGAUCUUCCCAACGACCAGGAAGAGCAUCGGCUACACGGAUAUGACACCCCACUCUCAGUGAUCGAAAUUUGAUUCACUCAAUCAAUACAGGCAUGCAGUCUUAAAAAAUGUAAUCAUGCAUACAUACACUACACCGUACUCCGUUGAUAUAUAACGGCCUGGAACUUCAAACCGCGAUGAAAUAGUUGAACAAGUGGUUAAAUUGUCGGGCCGAAAUUUUCUAAAACAUUGCAUCUAGAGCUGGGACUCGGGCCGGGUACGGCCCAUCGUGCUUCGUGCCAAAAUUAGUCGUGUUGGCCCGGCCCCACUUACUCCCCGUGUCGUGCCGUGCAGGCACACGAGGGUGAUGUCAUGGCCCAAGCACGGCCCAGAAGCAUGUCGUGCAUGUUUGGGUUGUUUGGGCCAUGCCGGCCCAAGCACGGCCCAGUACAGGUUAUUAAGUCUGCUGUCGUAUUGUCAUGUCAUAUUACGGUGAUCCAUACGUCAAAGACAUUAAUCCACCAAUGUCGGGUCGUGUCAAAGCAAUGAACUAGAGGAAUCACACGAUCGACAAAGUGGUUGUGUCCAUGUGAGUGCAUGACAAUAUCAGUGAGACAGGCAUGCUGAGUUGCACAUAGAUAUUGCAUUAACAUGACUAAUGGCCGGUCUAGAAAUAAAAUCAACCUAUUGUGGA